AUGAGGCUCAUUGACACUACAACGUUGAAGUUACGCGAGUUCACGGCGUACACCACUUCCGACUAUCCAAAGUAUGCAGUGCUCUCUCAUACAUGGGGCGCCGAAGAGGUCACCUUUCAGGACAUGAUGACGGAACCUCUACCUUCUGAAAAGAGAGGAUUUGCAAAGAUCAAAGCGACUUGUGAGCUUGCCCGGAUUGACGGUCUGAACUUUGCCUGGGUCGAUACCUGCUGCAUCGAUAAGUCUAGCAGUGCCGAGCUUACCGAAGCGAUAAACUCCAUGUAUGCCUGGUAUCGGGCUUCAGAAACGUGCUACGCAUUCUUGGAAGAUCUGGAGUCAACGACGGAAAUCAGCGCAAGUUCAGGCUUUGCAAAAUGCCGCUGGUUUACGCGCGGUUGGACCCUUCAAGAGCUCAUCGCCCCAACAAAGCUCAAGUUUUACGAUAAGAAUUGGGUCUAUCGGGGGUCCAAACACGAUCUUGCAGUCACACUCAAGGGAAUUACACGCAUACCAAUCGGAAUUUUAAAGCGUGAGCAGGAGCUCACCACAAAGUCUGUGGCACAGCGGAUGUCAUGGGCGGCCUUCAGGGAGACAACGCGCAUAGAAGAUGAGGCGUACUGUCUACUUGGCAUAUUCGGCAUUCACAUGCCUCUCAUUUAUGGAGAGGGCUUUCAGGCUUUCCAAAGGCUCCAGCAGGAAAUUGUCAAAUCUAUUGGUGAUAUGACCAUUUUGGCAUGGGGCUCUGUCCAGGGCGGCCAAGGCUCUUCAGAGGGCCUCCAGGGUCUUUUUGCACCCUCCCCAGAUGCGUUUUGGAUCCCGGGUGUCAUCAAUUGCCUCCCAAGUCUUCCCGAUAUAACCAUAACCACAAGAGGUCUCAGGGUGUCCCGCAACACUUGGAUGCCUCUCUGGAUUCAUGGAACAACCUACUAUUUGAUUGUGGGUGCUUUCAGUCCCUGGACUGAACGUGUCAGCACCAUGCAGUCUUCAUCGGUCUCAGCUCUGCGACUGUCAAAGAUAGGGCCGGGAAUCUUUCUGAGAACAGGGCUGGAUACCGAGGUCCCUGUAGACGCUCUAUAUGCUCAGCAUCAUCAGUCCGAGUACUAUCUUCUUACUGAUAUUCCCAGUCAGAUAAACGACAUUUACGUUGGAUACCGCAAGCAUUCACUCCACGUCGAAGUCAACAAGACGUUCCACGUGGAAGAUGCAGUUCCCCAUUCGCUGUGGGAUGACGCAGACAAGAUAUUUCUCCGAGAAAGCGCCUGGCAACCACAUGCCCGCAUUCAUUACAAUGUGGUUCUUGGUGUGAGAUUCAAAGGGAUCGGCGACUUCAGUGCCAUUGAAGUGGUUGUACUCCUUGACUUAUCCUCGCAUCUACCGAGCCUUAUUAUCUUCCAGGCCACACAGGCACCCAGGCUCGUUUCAAAGCUCUUCGGCCCAAUGUCGAAAGAGCAUUCGAUGAUGCUGGCUGACUUGGAGCAUCUGAAUGAUUCUGAAACCAGCUUGGAAAGCUUUGUAACUGUAUCCACAGACAGGGGACCCGCGAGGAUUACACCGGUACUUACCGAAACGGAAGAUGUGUUUCUAUCGUCAGAAGAGGAAGGCAGUGCCAUUCCAGUAGCCAACCUCCAGCUUAAAAUUCUGGACAUUGGUGACAGCGCAGAUUCCCAGCUGUGA
This is a messenger RNA of Podospora bellae-mahoneyi, 1674 nucleotides long. RefSeq lists its product as uncharacterized. Bases 1 to 1674 code for a protein of 557 amino acids. The record is from RefSeq and is a predicted model, not a curated record. NCBI's taxonomy places the organism in Eukaryota, Fungi, Ascomycota, Sordariomycetes, Sordariales, Podosporaceae. The transcript has a single exon.